CAUAUUAUUGCGCUGUACUGGAGAGACAGAUACAGAAAGACGCGCAGACUCGCAUUACAGCUCUGGGAUGAAACAGAUUCCGUCUAUAACACUCUCCAACAUUUUCAUGCAUUUAUUCUAUUAUUGUAUCAUUUCGGAGUGAUGGGUAAAACCAUUGAAGACUGAAUUGAAAUCGAUCGGGGUGAAGAGUUUGGAAACGAUGGGAUUAACUCGAUCUGCACUAGCGGAAAGAAAAGAUUGCAGGACCUUAAAAUGGCAAGUACUGCUGUUGAUUGUGUGUUUGUGCAAAUCCGUGGUAGUUACUGGACAGAUUCGGUACUCGAUUCCAGAAGAAUUGAAGAAAGGCUCGUUAGUAGGGAAUAUCGCACAAGACCUGGGAAUAGAUCUGAACAGACUGAGAGCCGGCCGGGCUCGCAUUGUGACUGAAGACAGCACUCAAUAUAUCGAGCUAAAGACAGACAAAGGGCUUUUGGUUGUUAAAGAAAGGAUAGACCGAGAGCAACUUUGCGGUGUAAUAUCUCCAUGCAGCUUUAGUUUUGAGGUGAUUCUGGAGAACCCAAUGGAGCUGCAUCGUGUAACAGUUGAAAUUUUGGAUAUUAAUGAUAAUGCUCCAAAAUUUCCAAAAAAUGAAAUAAAAUUAGAAAUAAGCGAAUCAGCUGCUCCGGGAGCGCGUUUCUUAUUGGGAAGCGCGCAGGACCCAGAUGUAGGAAUUAACACUCUUCAGAAUUAUAUUUUAACUCCUCUUGAUAUUUUCGUUUUGAAGCAACAUGCGCGUCCGAAUGGUGGAAAAUAUGCAGAAAUGGUGCUUCAGAAGCCUUUGGACAGGGAAAAGCAGGAUAGGCUCUCUUUAACAUUAACUGCUGUGGAUGGUGGAAAUCCGCAAAGGUCUGGCACUGUUAAUAUAGAUGUCAUUGUUCUAGAUGCAAACGACAAUGCCCCUGUCUUUAAUCAGUCAGUGUACAAAGCUACUGUCUUAGAAAAUGCAUCAAAAAAUACCUUCAUCACCACUAUUAACGCAAGUGACGCAGAUACCGGUUCAAACGGACAUGUAACUUAUUCGUUUUCAGACCUCGAGGGUAAUGUAAGAGACAUAUUUAAUUUAGAUGAAAACACUGGUGCGAUUUACUUAGUUGGUCAGAUAGAUUUUGAAAAAGAAAAGAAAUACGAGAUUAAUGUAGAAGCAAAAGACCACGGCGGUCUUGCGGAUUCAAGUAAAGUUGUAGUGGAGGUAAUUGAUGUCAAUGAUAAUGCUCCAGUUAUAACUGUCAUGUCCUUCUCUAGUCCGGUGUCCGAGGACUCAGCACCUGGAACUACAGUGGCUAUAAUCAACGUAAAAGAUUUAGAUUCUGGCGAAAACGGCCGGGUCAGUUGUUCCAUUAAUCGCAAUCUUCCUUUUAAAAUAAUAUCAUCUUUGACUAACUAUUACACCUUGGUAACUGAUGCAGUUUUAGACCGGGAAACGACUUCCGAAUAUAAUAUAACAGUAAUUGCCACAGACUCAGGAUCUCCAUCUCUUACGACCAGUAAAAUCUUAACUCUGAAAGUCUCAGAUGUGAAUGACAAUGCUCCUGUAUUUGAACAGUCUGCAUAUACUGCUUAUGUAGCUGAAAACAACUCUCCAGGUUUGUCUGUAUUUUCUGUUAAAGCUAAAGACUCUGAUUGGAAUCAAAACGCUCGGGCAGAAAACACGCCUCAGAGUACGGACACUGCAAUGGAGGUGAGCAUUGGUUGCCUUAUCAAUUCAUGA
Lepisosteus oculatus (spotted gar) is the source of this 1747-nucleotide messenger RNA. Lineage: Eukaryota; Metazoa; Chordata; Actinopteri; Semionotiformes; Lepisosteidae. The record is from RefSeq and is a predicted model, not a curated record.